Messenger RNA from Rhinichthys klamathensis goyatoka, 924 nucleotides. RefSeq lists its product as uncharacterized. NCBI's taxonomy places the organism in Eukaryota, Metazoa, Chordata, Actinopteri, Cypriniformes, Leuciscidae. Gene Ontology annotation, cellular component: plasma membrane. The record is from RefSeq and is a predicted model, not a curated record. The coding region runs from base 1 to 828 and encodes 275 amino acids. Gene Ontology annotation, molecular function: transmembrane signaling receptor activity. The transcript has 6 exons.
AUGGCAGGACUUUACGCAGACCGUGUGAUUAUACUGCGAUCUGAUGGAGAGUCCUCAGUGUUCAGUGGCAGAUUCUCACUGAAGGAUAAUCCUCAGACCAGAUCAUUUACAGUGACCAUCAGUGACCUGAAGAUGGACGAUGCUGGACCGUACGGCUGUGGAGCUGGAUGGGGACCCCGCCUAGACAUCCAGCUAAAUCGACACAUUCACAGUCACUGGUGUUUCUCUCUGUCAGCGACUCAUCACACAGAAACUGAAACAACAACAGGAAAUACUUCAGUUCAACUCCAUCAGCCUAACACUACGUCGCCUUCAGAUCUGGCUUCUGUUGCUGGCGGUCUGGGUUCGGUUCUGCUGGUUCUGACUCUGUGUUCUGGAACCUUCAUCAUCCUGAAGAAGAGGAAGAGGAAAUAUGGGACAGCUUUAUUUCAGCAAAACAUGCAGCACAAUACAGAGACUGGCCGCAUAUAUGAAGAGAUUCCAAACAGUGAUGUCACCACGGUAACGUCUUCAUCCAAUCAGACGCCUGCAUCUUCAUCCAAUCAGACGCCUGCAUCACACCUCAACAACUGCACAAAUGUCUCUAUUAUUUACGCCACAGUAACCAAUCAGCAGCCUGAUUCAAACCCCAGUCACACCCACUCGACCAAUCAGGCGACAGAUACAGCCGAUGACUAUUAUGGCAAUAUAAAGUGUCCUGAAGCAACACAGGACAGCGGGACAGAACUGAUCUACGUAACAGCAACACAUCCUCAAAACAUCACAACGCAUCCGCAGAACGUCACAACACACGAGGGUCCGAUAUAUUCAGUGAUCAACCGUAAAUGAAAAUGUCUGUCCAAAAACAUUUAGACUGAUGAUCCAAGAGAAAAUAAAAUCGUGUACAGUCUAAAUUUCUUACACUGAAUCUAUACUUUUGACACA